AUGGUUAAGGCGGCCGCUGCAGACAAGGAGAAGGAUGUUCCCGAGACUGAUACUCGUGAGCAGCAGAAACACAAGGGCAUGGUGCAGCUCAAGGGUGCUGCUAAGAAGGAGAAAUCGUUGGUGCUAAAUGUGGGAGGUUAUGUAGCUGAUGAGGCUAAGGAGUUUGGUGAACCCAAGGUGAAGUUGGGCUUGAAGGAAGCCGAGAUUGCGGGGGAGCAGAUGAGUGCAUUCCCUAAAACUGGAGUUGGGAUAAGCUAUGCGGCGGCGCUGGUGAAAGGCAAACGCAAAGAGUUAGUUCAGGAGGGAAAGCAGUUUGGCAAGGAUAUGAAUACUCCUAUUCGGUCGGCCCUGCGUCUGCCCCGAGCGGGAGACGCCGCACCGGUAAGGGCAAGGGGGGCAAGGGCGCUGGAGGGGCUAGCGGGGGCAGUGGAGGUGGUGGUGGAGGCAGUGGAGGGGGUGGGGGUGGUGGUGGUAGAGGUGGCGGGGGUGGAGGUGUCGGUGGCAGCAGUGGAGGCGGAGGAGGCGGCAGCGGUGGCGGAGGGAGCGGAGGCGCUGGAGGCGGUGGAGGCGGCGGAGGUGGCGGAGGCAGCGGGGGCAGCAGUGGAGCUGGUCGCGGCUCUGCGCAGAGGAGUGGGUCCGGUGGUGGUUCGCGCCAGCAGCAGCGCGUCAGCGCGGUGGGGGUACUAG
This is a messenger RNA of Closterium sp. NIES-65, 687 nucleotides long. NCBI's taxonomy places the organism in Eukaryota, Viridiplantae, Streptophyta, Zygnematophyceae, Desmidiales, Closteriaceae. The record is from the annotation of a GenBank genome assembly.